AACUCUUUUUUAUAAUCUUCAUUCCUUACCUCAAUUAUCUACAAAUAAAUAAAAUGUCUCAAUCCACUCAAUUUUUAACUUUAUCUACUGAAGUUUCCGAACCAUUUAUUAUUGAAAAUGUUUCACCAGUCUCUUCCCCAAACUUAAAGGCUCAUAAGAGUAAGUGGGCUAAACCAACUAUGGGUACCGACAAGCUUACCCCAGUUGCUGCAUUUGAAGAUGACCAAUACGAUGAUGAAUUAAUUGCCGCUAAGGAUUUACCAACUAUUAACUUGAACUAGGAUUAUUAUAGAACAUACAUCUGUGCAUAUGAAUAGGAGUAUUCCAUUCAUUUAAUGACAUGAUUCUUUUUGGUUUUUGGUUUUAGAUUUGGUUUUUGGUUUAUGUUUAGGGUUUUUAAAUUUGAUGAUAUCCAUUUUACUUCGUUUUUGUUAUAUUAUUUAGCGAUACUUUUAUAAAAAAAAUACACAUGGUAAAUUUUAG
This is a messenger RNA of Spathaspora passalidarum NRRL Y-27907, 483 nucleotides long. RefSeq lists its product as uncharacterized. The record is from RefSeq and is a predicted model, not a curated record. NCBI's taxonomy places the organism in Eukaryota, Fungi, Ascomycota, Pichiomycetes, Serinales, Debaryomycetaceae. The coding region runs from base 54 to 281 and encodes 75 amino acids. The transcript has a single exon.